AUGAGGGUGACAAUAUGCUUGGCGAAUUUGGUGUCAGGCAUCAUGAGAGGAUCGGCAUCCCGCAGUUUUUGGUACAACUGGACCAUCACCUGUCUCCAGCGAACAGGAUCAUCCCGUCAAUGUGUUUGCUGGUUCAUAUUCGUUCUUCAAGGUUAUCCAGGCAUCGUGUGCAGACUUGCAAUCACGAACGACAUACAGCCUUUCAACUGGAACGGCUUUGACUAUGAUGGCGUGAGCCCUCUUGUCAGCAAGAAGCCAAGCUUCAGCAUCCCUCUUUGCAUUCUCAACCACAACCUCGUUCCCAGGAAUGGUGACAGUGACAGUAGCUCCCGCAUUGUCGAGACCUUGAACCUGCUGACUCUGCCUGAGUACAGGUAUGACUGGUGGAUUAUAGUCCGGGCCAUCGACAUAUUUCCAGUAUCCAGCAGCAUCAAGCUCAAGCUGAGACUUCUGCUUGAACUCGUUGAAAUUGUUCGUCCCAUCCUCUUCUUCCUUGAUAGGGACAUUCUGAGUUUCCGAGUGCAGGCAGUUGAAGAGAAUCACGAUAGCGAGGACUGA
Molecule: messenger RNA, 558 nt
Organism: Laccaria bicolor S238N-H82
Lineage: Eukaryota; Fungi; Basidiomycota; Agaricomycetes; Agaricales; Hydnangiaceae
Exons: 3
Coding region: 1-558 (185 amino acids)
Source: RefSeq, a predicted model, not a curated record